CCACAGGCCUCCCACAACAAACACAUUCCACCCAUUCGUGACUCCCAGCAUUGGCACCUAAUCAGGCUGUGGUUUCACCCAGAGAGCCAUGACCACAAAAGUACGUAGGGGCAGGAGAGAGAAGAGCUGGAUAGACCGUGUGCCACUGGAGGAGCGAGCUGUACGAGAUAAGCUGGACUCAGGCGCAGGAACUCAGAAGUUAGAAGGACUGCAGUCUUUUACAAGGAUGUAAUGUCUGCCAUCAUGGGACAGAUGAGGAUGUUUAACAUUGACACGUUCCUCGUCAUUUGUGGCGUUCUUUGUUUCACCUGCACAGGAGCUUCCGAGACAGAGCGGAGACUCCAUCAGAAGUUGUUCCAGGACUACAAUGUGAAAGUCAGACCGGCUCGUCACUGGAAGGACAGGGUGAUGGUGCGAGUGGGGAUGACGCUUUCCCAGCUCAUUGGCUUGAAUGAAAAGAACAGCGAGAUGACAACAAACGUGUUCAUGAAUCUGAAUUGGACAGACUACAGGCUGUCAUGGAACCCGGAGGAGUACGAUAACAUUGCAGUUUUGAGAAUUCCUCCCCAGAAGGUGUGGCGUCCUGACAUCUACCUGAUAAACAAUCACGAUGGGCAGUUCGAUGUGGCUCUGUACGUUAACGUCUUGGUUUACAGUAAUGGUAUGGUCAUUUGGUUGCCUCCUGCCAUCUACCGCAGUUCCUGCUCCAUUGAGGUGGCAUAUUUCCCAUUCGACUGGCAAAACUGCAGUAUGGUUUUCCGCUCGUACACCUAUGACGCCUCAGAAGUUGACUUGCAGUUCUAUCUUGAUGAAAGUGGGGCAGAUAUCCAGGAGAUUGUCAUCGAUAAGAAUGCUUUCACAGAGAAUGGAGAGUGGGCCAUCCGUCACAAACCAAGCAGAAAGAAUGUUGGGGAUGACCUGUAUGAAGACAUUACCUUCUACCUCAUCAUAGAGAGGAAACCUCUCUUCUACAUCAUUAACAUCAUUGUCCCCUGCAUCCUCACCAGUGUGUUAGCUAUAUUUGUCUUCUACCUUCCUCCUGGAGCAGGGGAGAAGAUGACUCUGUCCAUUUCUGUCCUCAUCGCUCUGACGGUCUUUAUGUUGCUACUGGCCGACAGAGUCCCAGAGACCUCACUUGGCAUCCCUAUCAUCGUCAACUACGUCAUGUUCACCAUGAUCCUGGUCACUUUCUCUGUCAUCCUGAGUGUGGUGGUCCUCAACCUUCACCACCGAACACCUAGUACCCACAUCAUGCCGAACUGGGUUAGAAAGGUCUUCAUUCACAUCCUGCCCAGAUACAUCGGUAUGAUGAGACCAAACCCAGAAGAACCUUUACUGGAGGAGGAUUCAGAGAAGGAUGACACAACGUUCCGAGGUCUAACUGUACACCAGCCUGGAGGAGAGUAUUUCUUUCGCAAGAUCAACCCUGACCUUGUCUUACCCUGGAGAGGGAGGUGUGAAAGCACAGUGCAGCUCCAGCGACUCCCAGACUCAGACCGGUUCUGCCUAAUCCUUCCUCCAAACCUAAAGUCAGCCAUCGACGCUGUGACCUACAUAGCCGAGCAGCUGAAGAAGCAGGACACAGACGACUCAAUGACAGGAGACUGGCAGUACAUCGCACUGGUGGUGGACCGUCUCUUCUUGUGGCUAUUUGUCAUCAUCACCACACUGGGAACCCUAGCAGUGUUCCUGGAUGCUAGUUUUAAUUACACCCCAGACAACCCCUUCCCAUAGGGGGCAGCAUUCUGCAAACAGGCAGACCCUUAAAUCCGCUCUAUGGCUGUCCCAACUCUGCUCCCCUGGUUGGACUUCCCUUGACCAAGUGCUCAGUUUGGUUAACUUGUAUUCUAAAGUUGCUCUUCUUUGAAACAAAAAGAGGCCAAAUUUAGAUCCUAACUCUAAUAAUUCUUUUUAUAUAUCUAUUUAUGUGAUCAGUCUGGUUUUAUGAUUCUAAAAACUUGAACUUUGUGUUUAUAGACGUUUGCAGUCAUGUAGAAUAAACUGAACCUUUCACAGAACACUGUGGAUGUAUUUUCUAUUUUAGCCAGUAGAGGACAGUAAGGGGGUGUCCAGUGGAGACUGCAGCUGCAGAGGGAAUCAGAUUAGAUGCAUGUACAUACUUUGUAAAGCAGAUUGGUUAAAAUAAACUAUGAAAUCUAUAAAAUAAGCUGAAAUAAGCUAUUUUGCUUGGGCUAAAAAAAACAAUAUUUACAUAAUUCAAUUGCUUUACCUAUAUAAUGUUGUAUUAUUGAACUAAAAAAACAAAAGCAUUUGAUUGGUCUCUUGUCUGAUUCUUGUUUUAGAAAUUGGUUAUAUUUACAUUCUGUCAUUAAUUUAUUCUUGUCUUAUUUUAGAUAUGUGCUUUGGCUCACUGUGAGACUGAAAAUAAAUGGUUUGAUAUUUGUAAGUGUUCAAUAAAUCAUUCGACUUGU
Messenger RNA from Cyprinodon tularosa, 2432 nucleotides. It is a transcript of the gene chrnb1l, whose product is annotated as cholinergic receptor, nicotinic, beta 1 (muscle) like. The coding region runs from base 232 to 1734 and encodes 500 amino acids. The record is from RefSeq and is a predicted model, not a curated record. Gene Ontology annotation, biological process: regulation of membrane potential; signal transduction; chemical synaptic transmission. The transcript has 11 exons. Gene Ontology annotation, cellular component: synapse; neuron projection; postsynaptic membrane. Gene Ontology annotation, molecular function: acetylcholine-gated monoatomic cation-selective channel activity; transmembrane signaling receptor activity. Lineage: Eukaryota; Metazoa; Chordata; Actinopteri; Cyprinodontiformes; Cyprinodontidae.